Messenger RNA from Vicia villosa (hairy vetch), 807 nucleotides. RefSeq names its product putative phytosulfokines 6. NCBI's taxonomy places the organism in Eukaryota, Viridiplantae, Streptophyta, Magnoliopsida, Fabales, Fabaceae. The transcript is spliced from 3 exons. Gene Ontology annotation, biological process: cell population proliferation. Gene Ontology annotation, molecular function: growth factor activity. The record is from RefSeq and is a predicted model, not a curated record. The coding region runs from base 173 to 439 and encodes 88 amino acids. Gene Ontology annotation, cellular component: extracellular region.
UAUACAUUGAAAUAGAGAUUGUAAACAGGUAGGUCCCAGUGAAGGUGCUUCUGAGUUGUGGACUUUUGGAGUCUCCACGUGACACAAACUCAAGUUCCUCUUUUAAGCAGCUUUAUGCAAAGCUUCAUUUAUUUAUUCUCUUGUUAGUCGCCAUCCUUCUAAAGUAUCUCCAAUGAAGCAUCAAAUUCUCUUGUUUUUCUUUGUUCUCAUUCUUUCUUCUUUCUUUGCUUCUGCUCGUUUUCUUGUACCCCCAAAUGGUUCAAAACAUGGUGAAAAGGAAUUGAAGGUCAUUGGUAUAACAUCAAGCGAAAUGACAGAAGAUAUGGAAGAAUUGAUGGGAUUAGAGGAGUGUUUUGAAAAGGAUGAAGAAUGCUCUAGCAGAAGGAUGAUUGCAGAGGCUCACUUGGAUUAUAUCUACACCCAACACCACAAGCCUUGAAUCAGUUCAAAUGCGGUGUUUUAAUUGCGCAUGAGUACUAAUUAAAACAAUAAUAAAGUAUUAAAUCUGAAAUAUAAAUGAAAAGUGUAUCCGAGUUCUGUGUACAUUUGAGGUUCAAGAUGUGAAGGUUGAUGAAAAUGUAUGUUUCUCAAUUAUAUCAGGUAUCUACAUAUAGAUGUUGAAUUAGUCACACUUUUCAAGAUGUAAACACAUUUAUGCCUUUACAUAGUACCCUACUAAAAUGUGUUUUAAAGUUCGCACAUAGCACAAACUGCUUAAUGGAGAAUAGUGCUUCUAGGUUCUACCUCUGCUUAAUUGCUUCAAUAAAACUGCUUAAUGGGGAACAUAGUCUAUGUUCUACGCAGAAA